Molecule: messenger RNA, 252 nt
Organism: Anthostomella pinea
Lineage: Eukaryota; Fungi; Ascomycota; Sordariomycetes; Xylariales; Xylariaceae
Source: the annotation of a GenBank genome assembly
AUGCCUACCGAAGCUCAGAUCGCCGGCGGCCACAAGGCCAACCUGAACAACCCCAACACCUCCCAGGAGUCCAAGCAGCACUCCAAGGAGGUUCUCGACAACGAGUUCAACGGCGACAAUGUCGCUGGUGCUGGUGACAACGUCGACAAGAACCCUGGCAAUGUUGCUGGUGGCCUCAAGGCCACUGUCAAUAACCCCAACGUCUCCCAAGAGGCCAAGGAGAGCGCCAAAGAGCGCCUCAACCAGAUGUAA